This is a messenger RNA of Aureococcus anophagefferens, 887 nucleotides long. Its product is annotated as expressed protein. The annotation marks the transcript as partial. The record is from RefSeq and is a predicted model, not a curated record. The transcript has a single exon. Lineage: Eukaryota; Pelagophyceae; Pelagomonadales; Pelagomonadaceae.
AUGACGCGCAAAGAGUGGCGCGCCAUGACUACCUGCCUCGCCAUGCUCUGCACCAUCCCAUGCGCAGCGCUCGUCGUCCCGGACCGGCCUGCCGCGCGCGUCGACGCGCGGGACCACGCGGCCAUCGCGGCGGCGCUCGACGCCGGCGAGCCCUUCAUCGCCGCCGAAGCCCUGAGCGCGCGCGACUGCGAGGCCUGGACCGAUGCGCUCAUGAUGCGACUCGGCGACGCGCCCGUCCGGAGGCAGCGCCGCGGCGAGGCGCUGGAGAUGCCGCUGGGCGCCUUCUUCGAGGACGCGCUUACGUCAAGCCACGCAUUACCCUCCUUCCUCUUCGACGAGUUCCUGCUCGACGGCGACGACGACCUCCGCGGCGCCGCCGUCGGCCCGCAACGCGCCAUCUUCGGAGGAGAACGAAGUUGGUUCGACCACUUCCCGGAAAGCCGGCGGCCGCGGGACGGCUGCGUCGUCGGCGCCGGCGCCGGCGCGCGGUCGCCCCUGCACCGCGACCCCUACGACUGGACGGGCACGUCGCUCUGCGUCGAGGGAUCCAAGGUCUGGCGGUUCGCGCUCGACGUAGCCGACGCGGACCUCGGCGCCUACGAGCUCGCGAGCGAGGCCUUCGGCGGCGACAGCGCGGGCACGCAGAGCGACGCGGACCUCUACGCGCGGCGCGUCGGCGACGGCUGGCCCGAGCCCUACGCGUACGACGACGAUCCCGCGCUCGCGGCGACCUGGUCCGCGGCGGCGCGCUUCGCGCCCGACGUCGCGCUGCCGAAGACCGCGCGCUUCGUGACGGCGUUGCAGCGCGCGGGCGACGUCGUCGUCGUACCGCCGCGCGCCUGGCACCAGACCUACGCGCUCGAGCCGAGCCUCGCCGUCGCGUCGCA